AUGCGGCGUAGCCUGUACCUGGCGCCACCAUACCUCGUCGAUGACUACAUCCCCCGUUAUCAUCUACUGUCUUCGGUGGACGCGUCUAAGAAGCGAUCUUUGGCCUAUGCACACCUGCGCGAAUGCAACUUAUGCCCCCGCCUUUGCGGCGUCAACCGCUACGAGAAGACAGGAGUGUGCCUGAUCGGUGCAGAGACGGUCAAGGUGGGAACAAUCGCGCCACACUUUGGCGAGGAGCCAUUCAUCCAAGGCCACAACGGCUCGGGGAGUGUCUUCUUUAGUGGUUGUAACCUUCGUUGCGUGUUUUGCCAGAACCAUGACAUCUCACAUACGCGUAACGGAUUUGACCUGACACCCGAGGGUCUUGCCGAAUGGUACAUGAAGCUGCAAGAUGUUGGCCGUGUCCACAACAUCAAUCUCGUCACGCCAGAACAUGUGGUGCCACAGGUGGUACUGAGCAUUCUGCAUGCGCGCGAACUCGGCCUGCGCUUGCCUAUCAUCUACAACACAUCAGCGUUUGAUUCGCUCGAGAGCAUUGGCUUGCUUGAUGGAUUGGUAGACAUCUACAUGCCUGACUUCAAGGUGUGGCGUGACACAACGAGCAGACGUCUUCUCAAGGCAGACAAGUACACGGAAGCGGCUAUGGAGAGCAUCAAGGCCAUGCACAAGCAGGUUGGCGAUCUCUGUUUUAGUGCAGAUGGUAUAGCCAAGAAGGGUGUCAUUGUGCGACACCUGGUCAUGCCAGGCAUGGAAGACGAAGGCCAGGAGAUUGUGAGGUGGCUUGCGCAGAACGUUAGCAAGGACUUGAUGGUGCACAUCAUGGAGCAGUACUUUCCACGGGCUCAUGUGGGUAAGCCACGCCGCGGUCGUGCAAACUCUGAUGGUGAGCCGUCGUCGGACGCUGGCGAUCAAGUUCGGUAUGCAGACAUCAAUCGUCCUGUGCAUCUGGAUGCGGUUGCAGCUGUGAAGAAGGCAGCACAAGAAGCCGGGCUAUGGAGAUUUGUCGAAGCGUCGCGCCAUGGCGGUUUCAACAUUUAA
Messenger RNA from Bipolaris oryzae ATCC 44560, 1038 nucleotides. RefSeq lists its product as uncharacterized. The transcript is spliced from 2 exons. NCBI's taxonomy places the organism in Eukaryota, Fungi, Ascomycota, Dothideomycetes, Pleosporales, Pleosporaceae. Bases 1 to 1038 code for a protein of 345 amino acids. The record is from RefSeq and is a predicted model, not a curated record. Gene Ontology annotation, molecular function: iron-sulfur cluster binding; catalytic activity.